ACUGCCUAAGGCCUAUGCAAAUUCUCUGCUUUAUCUGUUUGGUUUACCUGUGUGCUAAGGGUUAAAGAGCUCCCAGGAAGGGUGGUGGAGGGGGGUCAGUGUCAUUUGUAUAAAAUAUUCCUUUUCUCCAACUGACUUCUUUCUCACCUGGAAAAGAGAAAUAGUGCCCUGAAUGAAGACGCAGCUACAGGUCUCAUCUGAAGCUGCCAAGUUAUAGUAAAUCUGGGAGGUUGUAAAGAUAUUAACAUGAGCCGUGAACCAGAUUCCACAGAGGAACAGCAAAACGGAGAGGCACACUUACAGAAUGGCGGUGAGAGAAGCAGCCUGGAUUUUAGCAGACAGAUUAAAACAGAAGAUUUUAGUGAAGCACUGCAGCCUGGAAUACCUCAUAGACCAUGCCAUCUGUCUCAAGGAUCUAUAAUGGGCGGAGGACAAAUGACUGGGGAUAUGGCUUCUAUACACUCUCUCCAGCAACUAGUCCUGGUCCCCAGCCACCUACAGUCAGCUUCACAGUUCCUUCUGUCACAAGCACAGCCUGUCCAGCAAGGUCUUCUUCAACAAAAUCUUAUUGCUUUGCCUCAUCAACAAGGCGGUUCAUUACAGUCUCAAGCUGGAAUGGGCCUGGUUAACCAGGCAGUUGGACGAUCCAGCCUUUCAGGUUCAUCUGUAGAACCACAUUUAGAAUUGGGACAGCACUUGCAUUCUUCAAAACACAUAUCUGUUGCUUCAGAUGAACCCAGUGAUUUAGAAGAACUGGAAAAGUUUGCUAAAACAUUCAAGCAGAGGCGAAUAAAACUAGGCUUUACACAGGGUGAUGUUGGCCUGGCUAUGGGGAAGUUGUAUGGAAACGAUUUUAGCCAAACAACAAUAUCUCGAUUUGAAGCUCUGAACCUGAGUUUUAAAAACAUGUGUAAGCUGAAACCUCUUUUGGAGAAAUGGCUAAGUGAUGCAGAAUCUGCCCCGUCUGAUUCCGCUAUGACACAAAACAGCACAUAUCCACAAUUAAGUGAGCUGUUUGGGCGUAAAAGGAAAAAAAGGACCAGUAUAGAGACUAACAUACGCUUGACUUUGGAGAAACGGUUUCAAGAUAACCCAAAACCAAGCUCAGAGGAAAUUAGCAUGAUAGCUGAACAGUUGGCUAUGGAGAAGGAAGUGGUACGGGUUUGGUUCUGCAAUCGUCGCCAGAAGGAAAAAAGAAUUAACUGUCCAAUUAACUUGCCUCUGAAGUCUCCUAUCUAUAACUCAAGAAUGGUAUCAACGUCCGGUUCUUUGGGGUCUUUAGGUAUCGCUCCAGUGCACAGCACAAUGACCAGCACAGUAACUUCAUCUUGUUCACCUGGGAGUUCCAGCAGACCAUCCUCACCAAGUUCAGGCCUUCAUUCUUGCAGCCCUGGAAUCUCUCUAAACAGUUCAAAACCCAAUGUGAAUACCUCCAGCUACAGCUCAUCUGGACCAUGGUAUCGAUGGAAUUCUCCAACAUACCUUCAUUGAAAAACGUCUUUUGUCGCUAAUAAAAAAAAAGGAGACAAGUAAGCCAAAA
Rana temporaria (common frog) is the source of this 1540-nucleotide messenger RNA. It is a transcript of the gene POU2F3, whose product is annotated as POU class 2 homeobox 3. Gene Ontology annotation, molecular function: RNA polymerase II cis-regulatory region sequence-specific DNA binding; DNA-binding transcription factor activity, RNA polymerase II-specific. NCBI's taxonomy places the organism in Eukaryota, Metazoa, Chordata, Amphibia, Anura, Ranidae. The transcript is spliced from 13 exons. Gene Ontology annotation, biological process: regulation of transcription by RNA polymerase II. The coding region runs from base 247 to 1491 and encodes 414 amino acids. The record is from RefSeq and is a predicted model, not a curated record. Gene Ontology annotation, cellular component: nucleus.